Phalacrocorax carbo (great cormorant) is the source of this 1564-nucleotide messenger RNA. The record is from RefSeq and is a predicted model, not a curated record. Lineage: Eukaryota; Metazoa; Chordata; Aves; Suliformes; Phalacrocoracidae.
UCACUCAUUUUCCAAGUAAUGUCAUCCACAAAUAACAAAUGCUUUCUGUUUGGUCUGUACCUUUAACCAGUUUGCUAAGUGCAAUAGUAAGCACCCUUCUAAACAGGAAGUUCUAACUCUUGUGACUCACACUGUUCUGCAACUCCAAAGAUUUCCUAAGUUCCUCUUCCGUCAAGCAGAAUCAUUUCCAGAGAGAUACAAGAAAUGGCAUCUUUCAACAAAUUAAAGAACGUGCUAAUGCUGGCAUUUGACUGGAUUCUGUAUGGUGCUGGUGUUGCAGAUACCUGUCAAGUCACUGUAAGACAACCGAGAUUUCAGGAAGCUGACUACUCCAUGCAAACUGUGUUCCUAACAUGUGCUUUCUCUGCCUCUGGAUGCUCCUCAUCUCUACCCCAAUUUCUAUGGUUUCGCUUUUUAACUAAUAAGCAUGAGGAUUUGUGUACUCCUGCAUGCAGAGAUAAUCAGAAGUACAAAGUACACUUAUCAGGAAAUAAUGUUUCACUUCAGAUCAAUAAUCUGACUGUAGAUGACAAUGCUGUUUAUAUCUGUGGAAUAGCAUUUUCAGAUUCAAAUACAACCAGGUCUAAACAAACAGGAGAUGGAACAAUACUCAUUAAAAAAGGAGCAGCGAAGCAGCACAGCAAUGGAAAACUCGUCUUCAUCCUCAUGAUCAUCACCUCAUCCUUACUGUUUCUAUACAGCACUGCUGUGUUCACAUUCUUUGUAGUCUACAAGUUAAAACCAAAGCUGCUAACAAAAAGUCAGAAUGAAGACCAAAGAGAGAACUGUAAAAUCACUAGUGGAAGAAAAAUUUUUCAAGCAAUUGCCCAAGAACUUCAAAAGCAGAGGUACACUGAACAUUGCCAACAGCCUAUAUUUCCACCUCCUUCAACUUAGAGUCUAAACUAAGUAUUCAGCAUCACUGGGUAAAGCCACACAACUUAUUUCAUCAUUCCAAAUUUAUGCCAGUAAGUCUUCUAUGACCAUAUGACAAUAAUUUUGCAUAUGACAUGUAAGUUACAAAACCCAACUUUAGAAGUUACAUGUAUUUCCAAGCAAAGAAAAUGGCUUCAAAACCCUGCUUCAGAGACAUUGCUUCUCUUGAGAAAAAAAUACAAAUUCUUUCCUAUUCUGAGGAUGGACCACACCACUUCAGAGAUGCGGGGUGAAACCAAAAGAAACAAAGAAUAGAGUCAAACACUUCUUCUCUAUAUAUUUUUACUUAAUUUAUUUUCAUACAGCCCCAAUUGUUUUUCUCUGUAAUUAUACCUUUAAAGACUUCAAGUGCCUGCUGACAUGACUUGGUCCUUGGUUUGAGCAUCAGAUAUGAACACAGUGAAAAUAAGCAGUAAGUUUUACUGCCUCUGUGCUCCAUGGAGAUCAGGAAAAGCCAAGAGGAAAAGAAAUAUGUUUUGAAUCUUGUAGAUGCCACAUGGACAAAAGCAACUGGAUAAGUGGGGAGAAGAGUUUUCUGAAACAGUAAAGGGAUAGAAUUUGCCUCAAAAAGGAAAUUCUGCCUUUAUUAAAAAAAAAGUUCACAUCAGUAAUGAAAUACUUCUACAUU